Molecule: messenger RNA, 4296 nt
Organism: Hevea brasiliensis (rubber tree)
Lineage: Eukaryota; Viridiplantae; Streptophyta; Magnoliopsida; Malpighiales; Euphorbiaceae
Product: putative E3 ubiquitin-protein ligase LIN-1
Exons: 9
Coding region: 370-3855 (1161 amino acids)
Biological process (GO): protein ubiquitination
Molecular function (GO): ubiquitin-protein transferase activity
Source: RefSeq, a predicted model, not a curated record
CAAAGUCUCCAUUCCAUAAACACUCCCCCUCUUUUGUCAUCUUUCUUUUGUCAUUCAUCGCUCCUGCUGUUUCCCUUGCUGCCUAUUGUAAUGUCCCUCUACAUUUACCCUUCUCUUUCUUUCUCUUUGUUUUUUCCUCUGUUUUGCAGUCCUUUAUAGACAACGCACACCACCUUUUUUUGAAUGGGUUUUGCUCAUCAAGCAUCUUCUUUAUUCCGUUCUCCUCCCCUCCUAAUAUUCUCCUACAUUCCCUCUAAUCAUCGCAAAAGAAGUCGAACCCACAAGUUGUUUCGCAAAAAUAAUGCGAUUUGUUUGAUAUUCGCUCGUGAAAAGUAGCUUCAUGUGAGGUAGAUUCUGUUAUCAGCAGAAAUGGCAUCAUCUUUGGAGGACCUUCUUGUAGAGGAAGGGUUUAGAGGAAGAAGAUCAGGGAUGACAUCAAGAGCUUCAUUCCGAGCAGAAGCUGUGAUUAAGUCUCUUCACCCUUCUCGAGACAAAUCAAAGACCUACUCUCCAUCAGGUCUAUCAGGCCGCAGAAUUAAGACUGAAAGGACCAGAUCUGAUGUUUCUCGAUACGUUUUGAGAGGUGAAUUGCCAAGAAGUGAUAGUAGCUUAAGCAGGAGACCUAGGGAUAAUCUGGUUUCAAGGGAAAAAAUAGAUGGAAAAUCAAAGAUAGAAACCUGGGAAAGACCUGUCCACCGAGUUUCAAAUGAUGUCCAGAAUAAUAAGACACUUAAUUCAGAAGAUAGUGAUGGCUGUGAAAUAACUGAGAUUGGUGUGGAAGAAGAUGAGAGAGUUAAGGAUAUAUAUUCUGAUAGAGCAUAUAAUUCAGAGACGAGUGAGAAAUCCGCUGAAGGAAAUAGGUGGAAGCAGAUGUACAUAGAAAAGAAAGGAAACAAUAUAAAAGUAGAUCAGACAGGAAGUAGCAAUUCUAACAAAAAUUUGCUAAAAUAUACAGCAUUUACUGAUAGCAAUAAGAAAAGCAUGAGACAGCCUGAUCCAUCUUACGACAGUUCCAUUAGAAGUUCCAAGAAUGCCAAGAACUUUGAAGAUGAUCAGGGAAUGAAGCAUGAGAAUCUUUCACUUCCAUUUUCUAAACUUGCUCUUGAUGAAGUUGCUGUCAGAGCCAUGGUCUCCAUCUUAAAUGGUUACAUUAAGCGUUUCCUGAAAGAUGAGGAAUUCCGUAGCACGCUUUGUCACAAUUGUUUCUCUUCCCUUAAUUUUAUGGAAAAUGGACAAGACCACAACAUUAAGAGCAAAGUCAUUACCAAUCUUGAACAAGCAAUUGACAUAGUGGAAAAGGCUACUGAGGAGGCUGCAAGCACAAAGGAUUUGAAAAAAGCUUCACUGCAGCUACGCAUGAUCACAAGUUUGAACUCGAAUGGUUUGAAAGAUGGAUAUACAUCAGGAAUUCCGAAUUCCAGGCUGUCAGCUUGUGCUCAUCUUUACCUCAGUGUGAUAUAUAAGCUACAGAAGAAGGAUAGGGUUUCAGCUAGAUAUCUUUUGCAAGUAUUUUGUGAUUCUCCAUUUCCAGCUCGAACACUUUUGUUGACUGAACUGUGGGACUAUCUUUUUUUUCCACAUCUUUCACAUUUGAAGGGAUGGUACAAUCAGGAAGCUGAUUCUCUUCUGAACACACCAAGCAAGAUGAGGAAACUUAAACUUCUUGACAAAGUUUAUAAUGAAAUUCUGGAUUCCAGUACUUACCAGCUGGCAGUUUACUACAAGGACUGGCUUACUGAGGGGGUUGAAGCCCCUUCACUUCCUUCUAUACAUAUCCCUACCUUGUCUGUUCAGGAAGUUCAGCAGGCAGAUUCACAGGAUCAUUCUUCAGGUCUCAGUAGAUCUUCUGAUAAUUUCUCACCUCAGCCAAUGGUUAGUAAGAAGCUGUAUGAAUCUGUAUUUGGCCAUUCAAGUAAACCUGAAGCUGAAUAUGAUGGGGAGGCACAUAACUUCAAUAAUGUUGCAACAUCCUCUGAUGGUUCUGCUGCUGAAGUCAAACAAACAUUGACAUAUCCUUCAGAAAUUGUUAAAUAUCUGGAUCAGGAUAUGGGCAAUGAUUACUGCAAGAAUGAAGAAGAUAACACAAUCCUUUCUGAUCAUGGGCUCUUAUCAGCAUCUAAGGAAGAAUGGAAGUUGAUUAAAGUGAGUGCUUUUCUAGAAGCUGACAUCAAUGGUGAGAGGUGUAACUCUAAUGGACAAGAAGAAACUGCAGGAGAUGGUCAUAUGGUAAACACGUUUUCACAUACAAAAUCAAAUGAGUUGAUCCUCAAAAACCUAGCAAAAUCGGUUUUUGAACUGCAACAAACUGAGGAUUCUGGUGAUCUAACUGUUUCUGCUCUUUCACACGCCAGUGAGCCUGUCAAUGCAUUGGAUUCUUAUGAAGAGUUAGAUGGAACCUAUGAAUAUUUUGAUAAAGGAUCCUUUCUUGCAAGCAUACCUGAGGACUUCAUUUGUCCCCUCUCUGGAAAGUUAUUUGAGGAACCAGUGACCCUGGAGACUGGACAAACCUUUGAGAAAGAAGUUAUCAGGGAAUGGUUUAAUCUGCGAAACAGAACAUGUCCUGUAACAGGGAAAACUUUGGAAUGUCCAACUGUGCCAUUUACCAAUUUUAUUUUGAAGCGUAUUAUUGAUGGUUGGAAAUUGGAGCAUUGUAGUCAUCUAUUGGCUCUUGCCUCUCAAAUAUUUAGGAAUUCAGGAAAGCAUGACUCAAGGCAAAGGGAUGAAACCGCAAUGCUUAUAUUAGAGAGGCUUCUUACUACUUUCAGAAGGAAGGAAAGAUUAGCAAAUGCCAAACACCUUGUCUCUAUAGGAGGCUUGGAAUUUCUUAUUAGGCGGAUUAAAUUGGGAAAUGUGGAAGAGAAAACGCAAGUGGUAGCUUUCUUAUCCUGUUGUAUCGAAGCAGAUGGAAGUUGCAGAAAUCAGAUAGCCCAAAAGAUUGAUAAACAGUGCCUCUUUGAGCUACUCCAUAGCAAGCAUCCUAAUUCUAGAAGAAAUGCAGUGUUUCUGAUGACUGAAUUACUUUGUCUUAGCAGGAGGAAGGAUGUUAAAUUAUUUUUAAGUGGGUUGCGGAAUGAGGAGAUAAUGAAUACAAUGCACAUGUUGCUCAUGUAUCUUCAAAAUUCUCCACCUGAGCAAAGGCCCUGGGUUGCUCUACUUCUUUUGCAUCUUGAUCUUUCGGUUGAACCUCAGAAGUAUAGCAUAUACAGAGAGGAAGCUGUUGAUGCCAUUGCAGCAGCGCUAGAAGAUAGUUUAACUGAUGAGAAGAUCCGAGAAAAGUCUUGCAGAGCUCUUCUUGCCUUGGGAGGACGUUUUUCUGCUUCUGGGAAGUCAUUGACAGAAAGUUGGAUACUAAAGCAAUCAGGGUUUAACAAUAAUUAUGAAAUGAAUUCUCAAGAAUACAAUUUAUCACUUGAUGACUCUUUUUUAUUGGAAGAUGAAGAAACUAUCGAUGAGUGGCUCAGGAACUUGUCAACAUCUUUACUUGGUAAUGGAAGGAAAUCAUUCUUAGAGGUCAUUUCAAAGUGCUUAGCUUCUGGAAACUUAGAUUUAGUGAAGGCAUGCCUAACCACUAUUGCAUGGUUGAGCUGUGCACUUUCUGCACUAUCUGAUGCCGAGUUCCACCUCUCUGCCUUCUCCGCCCUCAUAUCUAAUCUGAAAGAAAGCUUGGAAAAUGGUCACCGGAUCGAGCACAAGGUUCUUGCUUCAAUGUCAUUGCUUAAUUUCAGUAAGAUUCCAGAAUGCAGGGUUUUGUUAAUGACAAUUGCAGAAGAGAUUGCAGUUCCACUGCAAAGCCUGGUCGAAUCAACAUGGACAGCCAAGCAAUUAUAUGCCAUCAUUUCUGGAGAAUAUGUUUAGCUAGUUAGGCAAACAUGCUCUGCAUCAACAAAAUGUAACAAUUUUUUCUAGCUUUAGCUCUUCUUUUGAACUCUGAAGUUUUAGUUAUAUCAAGGGUCAUUAGAUUAUUAAUGAUAGCAUUGAAGCAGCAAAUAUUUUGGAAGGAAAGGGGAAUACUGACAUCCAACAAUAAAAAGGAGAUCACGAUGUUGAUACUAUUACCAGCCUUAGAGAAUGCUCAGGACAAAGAAUGCUUUUCUAAAUUGUAAAAUAACUGAAUUGCCUUGGAGUUACUGGUUCUGUUUAAGGUAAAUUACAAAAGUCCAUCAAAUUUCGCUUUUUAUAAUAGUUUAGCCUACAUAGAUUUAAUAUUUGUAACAAUUUAAUUUCUCGAAUUUAUAUUGAUUGCUUCAAUGUAACAUAAUGACUAUUCUAUUAACAAAAACAUACUUUAGAGAUUAA